This is a messenger RNA of Paramisgurnus dabryanus, 5086 nucleotides long. RefSeq lists its product as uncharacterized. NCBI's taxonomy places the organism in Eukaryota, Metazoa, Chordata, Actinopteri, Cypriniformes, Cobitidae. The record is from RefSeq and is a predicted model, not a curated record.
GUGACUGAAGCUGCAUCGUGUCCGUGUCAUUUUCUGUUUCCUCUUAUACGGGAAUGGAAGUUCAUAUCCAAAAAAAUUCCCAAACAAAUCUGUCCUCUUCAGAUGAUUUGGCAUUAAGAGGACGGGCUGUGCAGUCAUCCACAGCAUAUGGUUGGGUAGCAUCAAAUGCCAUUGACAAUUCACCCUUAACCUGCACCCAUACUGACACAUCUGAUAACCCCUGGUGGAGACUGGAUCUUCUGGAUUCUUACAACAUCUCUACAGUCGUCAUCACUAACAGAAAAGAUUGCUGUGCGGAGCGACUCAAUGGAGCAGAAAUUCGUAUCGGAAACUCUUUGGAAAACAACGGCAACAAUAAUCCCAGAUAUGCUGUGCUGAAUGGUGUUGCAGCGGGUCAGUCUGUGUCUGUGUCCUGUUACAAUACGAACGGACAAUAUGUGAACGUCGUCAUACCUGGAAGUUCAAAAAUUCUUUCUCUUGCUAAAGUGGAGGUGUAUCAGGCAGAUGAUUUGGCAUUAAGAGGACGGGCUGUGCAGUCAUCCACAGCAUAUGGUUGGGUAGCAUCAAAUGCCAUUGACAAUUUACCCUUAACCUGCACCCAUACUGACACGUCUGAUAACCCCUGGUGGAGACUGGAUCUUCUGGAUUCUUACUACAUCUCUACAGUCGUCAUCACUAACAGAAAAGACUGCUGUGCGGAGCGACUCAACGGAGCAGAAAUUCGUAUCGGAAACUCUUUGGAAAACAACGGCAACAAUAAUCCCAGAUAUGCUGUGCUGAAUGGUGUUGCAGCGGGUCAGUCUGUGUCUGUGUCCUGUCACAAUACGAACGGACGAUAUGUGAACGUCAUCAUACCUGGAAGUUCAAAAAUUCUUUCUCUUGCUAAAGUGGAGGUGUAUCAGGCAGAUGAUUUGGCAUUAAGAGGACGGGCUGUACAGUCAUCCACAGCAUAUGGUUGGGUAGCAUCAAAUGCCAUUGACAAUUUACCCUUCACCUGCACCCAUACUGACACAUCUGAUAACCCCUGGUGGAGACUGGAUCUUCUGGAUUCUUACUACAUCUCUACAGUCGUCAUCACUAACAGAAAAGACUGCUGUGCGGAGCGACUCAACGGAGCAGAAAUUCGUAUUGGAAACUCUUUGGAAAACAAUGGAAACAAUAAUCCCAGAUAUGCUGUGCUGAAUGGUGUGGCAGCUGGUCAGUCUGUGUCUGUGUCUUGUCACAAUAUAAACGGACGAUAUGUGAACGUCAUCAUACCUGGAUGUUCAAAAAUUCUUUCUCUUGCUAAAGUGGAGGUGUAUCAGGCAGAGGAUUUGGCAUUAAGAGGACGGGCUGUACAGUCAUCCACAGCAUAUGGUUGGGUAGCAUCAAAUGCCAUUGACAAUUUACCCUUCACCUGCACCCAUACUGACACAUCUGAUAACCCCUGGUGGAGACUGGAUCUUCUGGAUUCUUACUAUAUCUCUACAGUUGUCAUCACUAACAGAAAAGACUGCUGUGCGGAGCGACUCAAUGGAGCAGAAAUACGUAUCGGAAACUCUUUGGAAAACAACGGCAACAAUAAUCCCAGAUAUGCUGUGCUGAAUGGUGUGGCAGCGGGUCAGUCUGUGUCUGUGUCCUGUCACAAUUCGAACGGACGAUAUGUGAACGUCAUCAUACCUGGACAUUCAAAAAUUCUUUCUCUUGCUAAAGUGGAGGUGUAUAAGGCAGAGGAUUUGGCAUUAAGAGGACGGGCUGUGCAGUCAUCCACAGGAUAUGGUUGGGAAGCAUCAAAUGCCAUUGACAAUUUACCCUUCACCUGCACCCAUACAGACACAUCUGAUAACCCCUGGUGGAGACUGGAUCUUCUGGAUUCUUACUACAUCUCUACAGUCGUCAUCACUAACAGAAAAGACUGCUGUGCGGAGCGCCUCAACGGAGCAGAAAUUCGUAUCGGAAACUCUUUGGAAAACAAUGGAAACAAUAAUCCCAGAUAUGCUGUGCUGAAUGGUGUGCCAGCUGGUCAGUCUGUGUCUGUGUCCGGUCACAAUAUGAACGGGCGAUAUGUGAAUGUCAUCAUACCUGGAAGUUCAAAAAUUCUUUCUCUUGCUAAAGUGGAGGUGUAUAAGGCAGAGGAUUUGGCAUUAAGAGGACGGGCUGUACAGUCAUCCACAGGAUAUGGUUGGGAAGCAUCAAAUGCCAUUGACAAUUUACCAUUCACCUGCACCCAUACUGACACAUCUGAUAACCCCUGGUGGAGACUGGAUCUUCUGGAUUCUUACUACAUCUCUACAGUCGUCAUCACUAACAGAAAAGACUGCUGUGCGGAGCGACUCAAUGGAGCAGAAAUUCGUAUCGGAAACUCUUUGGAAAACAACGGCAACAAUAAUCCCAGAUAUGCUGUGCUGAAUGGUUUGGCAGCGGGUCAGUCUGUGUCUGUGUCCUGUCACAAUAUAAACGGACGUUAUGUGAACGUCAUCAUACCUGGACGUUCAAAAAUUCUUUCUAUUGCUAAAGUGGAGGUGUAUCAGGCAGAGGAUUUGGCAUUAAGAGGACGGGCUGUACAGUCAUCCACAGCAUAUGGUUGGGUAGCAUCAAAUGCCAUUGACAAUUUACCCUUCACCUGCACCCAUACUGACACAUCUGAUAACCCCUGGUGGAGACUGGAUCUUCUGGAUUCUUACUACAUCUCUACAGUCGUCAUCACAAACAGAAAAGACUGCUGUGCGGAGCGACUCAACGGAGCAGAAAUUCGUAUUGGAAACUCUUUGGAAAACAACUGCAACAAUAAUCCCAGAUAUGCUGUGCUGAAUGGUGUGGCAGCGGGUCAGUCUGUGUCUGUGUCCUGUCACAAUAUAAACGGACGUUAUGUGAACGUCAUCAUACCUGGACGUUCAAAAAUUCUUUCUCUUGCUAAAGUGGAGGUGUAUCAGGCAGAGGAUUUGGCAUUAAGAGGACGGGCUGUGCAGUCAUCCACAGCAUAUGGUUGGGUAGCAUCAAAUGCCAUUGACAAUUUACCCUUAACCUGCACCCAUACUGACACAUCUGAUAACCCCUGGUGGAGACUGGAUCUUCUGGAUUCUUACUACAUCUCUACAGUCGUCAUAACUAACAGAAAAGACUGCUGUGCGGAGCGACUCAACGGAGCAGAAAUUCGUAUCGGAAACUCUCUAAAAAACAAUGGCAACAAUAAUCCCAGAUGUGUUGUGCUGAAUGGUGUUGCAGCGGGUCAGUCUGUGUCUGUGUCCUGUCACAAUAUGAACGGACGAUAUGUGAACGUCAUCAUACCUGGAAGUUCAAAAAUUCUUUCUCUUGCUAAAGUGGAGGUGUAUAAAGCAGAGAAUUUGGCAUUAAAAGGACGGGCUGUACAGUCAUCCACAGGAUAUGGUUGGGUAGCAUCAAAUGCCAUUGACAAUUCACCCUUAACCUGCACCCAUACUGACACAUCUGAUAACCCCUGGUGGAGACUGGAUCUUCUGGAUUCUUACUACAUCUCUAGAGUCGUCAUCACUAACAGAAAAGACUGCUGUGCGGAUCGACUCGACGGAGCAGAAAUUCGUAUUGGAAACUCUUUGGAAAACAACGGCAACAAUAAUCCCAGAUGUGCUGUGCUGGAUGGUGUGGCAGCGGGUCAGUCUGUGUCUGUGUCCUGUGACAAUAUGAACGGACGAUAUGUGAACGUCAUCAUACCUGGAAGUUCAAAAAUUCUUUCUCUUGCUCAAGUGGAGGUGUAUAAAGCAGAUGAUUUGGCAUUAAGAGGACGGGCUGUGCAGUCAUCCACAGCAUAUGGUUGGGUAGCAUCAAAUGCCAUUGACAAUUCACCCUUAACCUGCACCCAUACUGACACAUCUGAUAACCCCUGGUGGAGACUGGAUCUUCUGGAUUCUUACUACAUCUCUACAGUCGUCAUCACUAACAGAGGAGACUGCUGUGCGGAGCGACUCGACGGAGCAGAAAUUCUAAUCGGAAACUCUUUGGAAAACAACGGAAACAAUAAUCCCAGAUGUGCUGUGCUGAAUGGUGUGGCAGCGGGUCAGUCUGUGUCUGUGAACUGUCACAAUAGAAACGGACGAUACGUGAACGUCAUCAUACCUGGACGUUCAAAAAUUCUUUCUCUUGCUAAAGUGGAGGUGUAUCAGGCAGGUACAGGCGUUCUUAGGGGCUAAUCACACCAAACACGCUUUAUACCACUGCUAUGCGGACGACACUCAACUAGGGAUGUCCUGACCUGAUCACGUGAUAGGAAAUCGGCCCUGAUCACGUGGUUUCAGACUCGAUCGGAAGUGGAUGUUAACUCCCCAUCAGGACUCGGAUACAUAUGCAGGGUUUAAAAUCCGGCGUUAAAGUCUCGCUCUGCUCUGCGCCAGUGUACGCGCUGCGCUGGAGCGUGUAAACCUGGGUUUAGAAACAUGGACUUUCCCAAACACCCCUAUCAUUUCAUCAGAAAUGGACUGUUCCAAAAGUACGCGCUGAGGUUGCCAGGUAACGGAGCGGGAGAGAGAACCGUAUAGCGGAGUUGGCUGCACAUUGUAAAUAGUUUAUAGACAGAAACAGGUGGAUUAAGUGCCAAAUUAUUGAAGUGUUUAUUGAUUAUGUACACGUGUGCGUGCACAAACAAACAAACACCAUUUGUUUGUUUUGUAUUGUGAUGGAUCCUACCUUAGAUAUUUUUGUUUAUUUCUAAUCAUUUAUUUACAUAAUCAUUUUAUAAUCAUUAGUUAUCCAUAUGACUUUUGUCCAUAUGAUGUUUCAAUACUAAUAUUAUUAUUAUCAAUUUCAUUAUUAUCACUUUUAUCAUUAUAUUAUUGUUUAUUCAUUUAUUAACUCAUUCAUUAGAUUUCUAUAUUUUAUAUGUCUUAUUGAUUUCAUUAUUGUUCAAUCUCAUGUUUGUGACGUUUCAUGACCUGUCCUGUCUUUGUAAACAGAGAUAGAUAAAGAGAAUGUUUAUGGAAACCCAAGGUUUAUGGGAUGUUACUGUUAAGCAGUUUUGGUAGAACAAUGCAUGUUGAAUUUUUACUCUGCAGACGAGGUUUGAACAUGUAGACUUAUGCAACUGAGACUGUUCAAUAAAACUCUGUUCCUAUUUAUCAUCAAAUAACUUUGUCUC